AUGGGACCAAGCUUCCGACGCCAACACCAGUUCGGCAAGAAGGUCAAGUUCGUUCGCCACGAUGGAGCAUGUGAGUUUGCAUCCAACUCGCUCAAGGUCUUUUACGAGAACGAAGGUAUCGAGCAACAGACCACGGUUCCGUAUGCGCACCAGACCAACGGCACGGCAGAGCGCGCCAUUCGGUCUAUUGUCACGAUCGGCCGCAGCUUGCUGCACCACGCCAAACUUGACAAGUGUUUUUGGGCUGAAGCGGCCAUGACGGCCAUCUACAUCAAGAACCGUCUGCCAUCGCCCAAGAUUCCCCACAAAACGCCGUUCGAGAUCGUGUGUGGCUCAAAGCCAAGCGUCAAGCACAUGCGUAUAUUCGGGUGUCAAGCAUACAUCUUGACUCCGAAGGAAAAACGACUCAAGUGGGAUCCCAAGGCUCGUGUCGGCAUCUUCAUGGGCUACGAAGAAGUUUCCAAGGCAUAUCGCGUGUUUGACAUCGAGGCUGGACAAGUUGUGAUCAGCCGUGAUGUCAACUUCGACGAGUCAGCUUUCGGGUUUUCGAUGGAGCCAUCAAGUGAAGAAGUCGAUGAUGCAACGUUGGACCUCGAUCUUCUCGACAUCAACGACAGCGAUGUGCGCCAGACAAACUACAGACAGACCGGCAAGCGAAAGGACCGGCCAAGCAACAACGUUAUGCGCCCAGCCCGUCGUCGAACUGGGUUGGAGGAAGCAAGUGCACCGGACAGCUCAUUCGAUCGCCACCAGAAACGUCGAUCAAGUGGCAGAGAAGAUCCAAGAUAUACCGACGAUGAAGAAGAAAAAGAGGACAUCAGUGAUCAAGAUGAUGACUCCACGCCUCCUACUUUCUGGCGUGCAAGUGCUAAUGCAGUGGAGGCGACUGAUCUGGCUGAGCCUACAACGUUUCAGGAUGCGAUCAGCGGACCUGAUCAAGUUCACUGGCGCAAGGCCAUUCGGGCCGAGCUCGAGUCGAUGCGACUUCGCGGUGUCUUUCGUGCUGCCAAGUUGCCGAGUAACCAACGCGCUAUUGGGACCAAGUGGGUGUUCAAGAUCAAGCGCAAAGCAAGCGGAACGAUCGAGAAGUUCAAGGCGCGUUUAGUUGCGAAGGGCUUCAAGCAGAAGUACGGAAUCGACUACACCGAAACAUUCUCGCCGGUGGUCAAGUACGUGACACUGCGCAUGGUAAUUGCGAUCACCAAGUACUUCGACUGGCCUCUCGACCAACUUGACGUGGUGACGGCAUUCCUGUACGGAGUGAUGAAGGAAAAGGUGUUCUGCAACAUCCCAGAAGGUGUUGAGAUGGAUGGCGACUUCGACUGUCUCGAGUCGGUGAAAGCGAUCUACGGUCUCAAGCAAGCGUCGCGCGUGUGGAACGAGACUUUCGACGACUUCGUGUGCUCAAUCGGAUUUCAAGUAUCGGCAUUCGACCCGUGUCUCUACAUCAAGAUGGUCGACGGUCACUGCGUGCUGGUGCUGGUCUACGUGGACGACGUGCUCGUGACAGGCAGCUCACUCGACUUGAUCGCGCAGACAAAGGCCGAUCUCAAGACGCGCUUCGAGAUGACCGACAGCGGCAAGUGCACUUUUGUGCUGGGCAUCGAAUUGGUCGACGGACCUGACGGCAGUGUCACCAUGUGCCAGCGCCGCUAUGUCGACGACAUCCUUAAGCGCUUCGGUAUGGACGAGUGCAAGGCCACUGUUGGUGCGGUCGACUUGAGCUCUCCACUUGUGCCUAGCAACCAUGGGACCAAGGUGGACGCUCCGUUUCGCGAAGCAGUUGGUGCUCUGAUGCACCUGAUGACCGCGACCCGCCCAGACAUAGCGUAUGCUGUGGGUUACGUGUCGCGCUUCAUGGAGAAUCCGCAACAAGAGCACUGGGUUGCAGUAAAGCGCAUCUUCCGCUACCUUCAAGGCACCAAGUCGCACGGGGUCUGCUACCAACCAAGCGACAAGAUCGACUUUCGCGGAUACUCCGACGCGGACUGGGCUGGCGACCACGCGGAUCGCAAGUCAACUUCGGUCUACGUAUUCAUGCUGCUCGGCGCACCCAUCAGCUGGGAAAGCAAGAAGCAGUCAAGCGUGUCGCUAUCGACGAGUGAAGCGGAAUACAUCGCGCUGAGUCUGACCAUCCAAGAAGGCAAGUGGAUCCAUCGCCUGCUAUGCGAGGUUCUGACGGCUGCCAACGAAGAAGGUCCAGAGCUUAUCAUCUUUGAAGACAACCAGUCGUGCAUCAAGAUGACGAAGAACCUAGUCAACCACGGACGUGCCAAGCACAUCGACAUCAAGUACCACCACAUCCGUGAUGAAGUCAAGCGCGGCGAAGUCAAGCUUCAGUAUUGCGGGACGGCGACCAUGUUAGCGGACAUCAUGACGAAGGGACUACAUGGACCACGCCACAAGGACUUGACGGCGGCUCUCGGCAUCCGUGCGAGUUCGGAUUGA
This is a messenger RNA of Hyaloperonospora brassicae, 2448 nucleotides long. NCBI's taxonomy places the organism in Eukaryota, Oomycota, Peronosporomycetes, Peronosporales, Peronosporaceae. The record is from the annotation of a GenBank genome assembly.